UGCUUGAAUGCGUUUUACGAUAAACAUAAUGUCGAGUUGUGCUAGCUUGAGCUCCUAGCCUAGGCCUAGAUGAAGCUCAACAAUGUCAUCUCGUCGACUGUUUGAAGGGUUGCAUGUUGCUGAAUUGUAUGCAAAAUAUCGUCCAACAUACCCGCAACCAGUCAUCGACAGAAUUCUAACGUUUAUGAAGGUUAAAGCCAAUCGAAAUGACGACUAUGUAAAAGCAGUGGAUGUCGGCUGUGGGUCCGGCCAGUUAACUCGAGACCUGGCUCCAUAUUUCAAGCAAACUAUUGGUGUAGAUGUCAGUGAAGCUCAACUAAAGUUUGCACGAAAUUUGAAAACAAAUACAAAAGUAGAAUACAGGGUUGGAAGUGAAGACAGCAUUCCCGUGGAGUCUUCAUCCGUGGAUCUAGUGACGUGUGCUCAAGCUGUUCAUUGGUUUAACUUCAGCAAGUUUUGCGGCGAAGUUGACAGGAUUUUGAAACCCAGUGGAUGCGUAGCUCUCAUAGGCUAUACAAACCCAACUAUAAUUUACCAAGGAAAACCACAUCAGGGACUGAACCGACUUUUCAAUGAGUACAUUAAUUUCCUUAAACCAUACAUCCCCAAAGAGCUUGAGGUGCAUUAUAAUAAAUAUCGUGACUUGAAAUUUCCAUACGCUAUAAAUGAAAGAGAUGAUUCGUUAUCUAGAAAGCGAGAAGUAAAUUUAUCCUGGUUUUUACAUAUGCUGACAUCUUGGUCUCAUUACCAGAAGUUAAUGAAGGUGACUGAAGGUAAAUCCGACCCACUAGUGGAACUUAAAGCAAAAAUGAUUGGGGAAGUUGGUGAUAAAUCAUCAGCCGAUGAAAUUAAAAUGGUUCUAGUAGAUUCAAUAUUCAUGGUACUUGCAGCUAAGUCUUCACAUGAUUCAUCUUUUACAUGACGUCAUGGUCACGGAUUGCCACCCACUGCAGUGAAUGUAAAGAGCACAUCCAUCCACCCUGAAUUUCUGAAUUUGAAACGCUACAGUCAUUCUUUUUGGUUAAGUACAGUUAUAGCCGAGUGUCUUGAAAAUGGCCCAUAUUUCUCAACUGCAACGUGUAGGAUGAAAUACUGGUUUGACACUAAAGUUUUACUAUUACUUUACGUAGCCAAAGUGGGACGAAUUUUUGUAUUAUUUGGUACUUGUUGUCACUAUACAGUAUGUUAUAUUAUGAUAGUGAGAUUUUUCUGGUGGAGACAUUUCAACCCCUUGAACUAACAAUUCGGUGACUUGACAUAACCUGGUGAAGUGCACCCCCACCCUAGAAAUGCUAUGGACAUUUAAAUAAUUCUAAUUUUACAAAUUAAUGCCUUUAAUUGUGACAUUUUUCAACAGGUCUGAAAACUUCUAACAAUUUAAUUGCUACUAUAGGCCUACAGGUAUUCUAUAAAAUUGCGAUUUAGAUGUACCUAUGGUUAAGGAGCAAGACAGUUCAUUCUGAAUGAACAAAACAACAUAAUUUUCCUACUAAUGUUGCAUUUUAUUACCAUUAUUACAAAUGAUGUUCUUAUCUCAAUACUCCUGGUAAUGUGUAUGGUAACUUAACUCAGUAGUUCCAAUUUGCAAUAAACUGUCACACUGUAAAUAAAAACCUUACGUGAAUGAUCUCUGAUUUCAGUUCUCGUAAGAAAAAAAAAUCGAAUUUCAAAAUCGAAAACAAAACAACAUAAAUUUCCUACUAAUGUUGCAUUUUAUUACCAUUAUUACAAAUGAUGUUCUUAUCUCAAUACUCCUGGUAAUGUGUAUGGUAACUUAACUCAGUAGUUCCAAUUUGCAAUAAACUGUCACACUGUAAAUAAAAACCUUACGUGAAUGAUCUCUGAUUUCAGUUCUCGUAAGAAAAUAAAAUCGAAUUUCAAAAUCGAAAACAAAACAACAUAAUUUUCCUACUAAUGUUGCAUUUUAUUACCAUUAUUACAAAUGAUGUUCUUAUCUCAAUACUCCUGGUAAUGUGUAUGGUAACUUAACUCAGUAGUUCCAAUUUGCAAUAAACUGUCACACUGUAAAUAAAAA
Anneissia japonica is the source of this 2035-nucleotide messenger RNA. Its product is annotated as putative methyltransferase DDB_G0268948. Bases 83 to 922 code for a protein of 279 amino acids. The transcript has 6 exons. Gene Ontology annotation, molecular function: S-adenosylmethionine-dependent methyltransferase activity. The record is from RefSeq and is a predicted model, not a curated record. Lineage: Eukaryota; Metazoa; Echinodermata; Crinoidea; Comatulida; Comatulidae.